UUCUAAAUGUGACAGCAAAUUUCCUCAAUAUUAGCAUUGACACUAAAGUUCAUCAUGAGGAUGACAGUGAACACUAAUGUGAAGCUAAAGAGGCAAAAUACUAUGGAGGACUCAAAAUGACUUAAGUAUAAAUAAAUAAAUAAAUGCAUGAAUAAAUAUAGGAAUAAAUAAAUAAAUGCUUAAAUAAAUGUAUAAAUGAAUAAAUAAAUGUAUAAAUAAAUAAAUAAAUACAGGAAUGAAUAAAUAUAAGUUAUAAAUCAACAGGACAUCAUUAAAUAAAUAUAUUUCUACAUUUCUGUAUUUCUUCAUUUAUUUAUUUCUCUAUUUAUGUGUCCACACGUAUUUCUUCAUGUAUUUAUGUGUGACAUUUACGUGUCCGUAUAUUCAAAUGAGCUGGGCGGUCCGAACCUCAUUGUUGAACAGGAUUGGUCAAAUCAGGGAGCAAGACAGAAGUAAUCGAUCCCUAGCACUUGGACCUGUAGACGAACAGCGUGUAUUAUGCAUUCUUGUCUGUACAUUCUAAAUACUACUGUUGUUGAGUCACGGAAUGUAAUUUAAGGAUGUUUUCAGUCGAGAAGUUAGUAGUUUAAGCAUCAAAUCUGUGGUCGGUUUAUCGAGAUUCAGCCUAAUAAGGAUAUGCGACGGAGAUUUGAGGUCCUGCUCGCGGGACCAGUGAGCUCCGGGCGCUCAGCGCGCUGUGUGGCCGCCGAGAGCAGCCUGAUCUCGGCAGGACUUUUUGAAAUGCUCCGUUGGCUCUGACGCCUCCGUAGCGGCUAAACAUUAGAUAUAAUUAGGUUUUGGAGGAUCUAAAGAGCACAACGAGUUUAUUAUUUAUUAAAAGAUAACGUUACGUCAAUUUGACUGAGAUUCAUAACUUCAUAUUGUAGCGACCCUCUGUCAGGAUGGAAAGCUACGAGACGUUUUAUAGUUAUUACCGUUUAUUCGGGAACAAGUACCAGGCUACUGUGGGCGGAGUAUACGCCAAACGACAGUGAACACCGCAACACAUUCUACUCAACUGUAAAGUAUUUUACAGUGAAUAAUUGGAGUAAAUUCAUGAUGUGGUGACGUCACACGACCAGAAAGACCGUCCUGCGUCCUCGAGAGUCUGGACUACCAAGACCAGACUCCCAAGACCAGACUCCAAAGACUAGACUCCCAAGACCAGACUCCAAAAGAACACGAGUCUGUACUCAGUGCACUUGGAAUUGAUAAACGGCUGAAGUCAAAAAGCUGUCUAGGCUAACUUCUGCUAACGGUGAGCUGAGCGAGCCAACUUCAGCUUCAUGUGCCAGGCAGAAGUAGUAGAGCACAACACACCAGGUGCAUCACACUCCGGUGACCAAUCAUGCUUCAGACAGAGGUUCGGACCGCCCCAGCUCAUUUGAAUAUACGGACACGUAAAUGUCACACAUAAAUAAAUGAAGAAAUACGUGUGGACACAUAAAUAGAGAAAUAAAUAAAUGAAGAAAUACAGAAAUGUAGAAAUAUAUUUAUUUAAUGAUGUCCUGUUGAUUUAUAACUUAUAUUUAUUCAUUCCUGUAUUUAUUUAUUUAUUUAUACAUUUAUUUAAGCAUUUAUUUAUUUAUUUAUACAUUUAUUUAAGCAUUUAUACAUUUAUUUCAGCAUUUAUUUAUUUAUUCCCAUAUUUAUUCAUGCUUUUAUUUAUUUAUACUUAUGUCAUUUUGAGUCCUCCAUAAAAUACUGUUGUAUUACUUUAUAAAUGUUUAAGGGGCUCAAUUGGGAUUAUUUGGAAACAUGGAUAUACAGAAAGAUAAUUUAUCAGAGUAUGUCGUUGCAGUAUUGUUUUUCUCGUGUGUCAAACUGUCUCAGGUGUCUCAGAUCAUUACACUCAAAACAUCACAUUGUACAGAACAAUACUUCUUUACACUCCCUGACUGCUGAAAUUAAAAUGACAACCUGAUUAAAUAUAGAUCAUAGAGUAUAGCAUUGUUAAAUCAUUAAGCAUAAAAACAAAUGCUUGUUUAAAAAGUUGUCAAAAGUAACUAAGUACAUUUACUCAAGUACUGUACUUAGUAUUUCUAUUUUCUGCUCCUUUGUAGUAUACUCUACUUCUACUAUAUUUCUGAGGGAAAUAUUGUAUCUUUUACUUCACCUCAUUUAUCUGAGAGCUGAUAUUACUAUCACAUUCAGAUUAUUAAUACACAUUCAAAUUAACUGAUACAUUGUGAUGUAUUAUUAUAGGUUAAGCAACCCAGCUGCAACAGUGAUAAUUAUCACACAAUAAUAUAUUAUAAAAUGGGACAAUAUUCAUGAGUAUUGUUUUUAAGUAAGUUUAUUUGGAUUUGUACACUGUAGUACUUUAGGUACAAUUUUCAAUCCAGGACUUCUAUUGGAUUAUUGUUGUGUUGCUACUUUGACUUCAUUAAAAUAUGUGAGUAUUUUGUAUUAUGUAGUUCUAAAAACGACACACGCUGGGGCACGAUGUUCCCUUACGUUUCAAGUCGACCAAUCACGAGAGACCUUGUUCAGCUGCAUCCAAUAGCAGCAGCUGUUGUUGUAUCGGAGUGGGAAGGGCAGACCGCUGCAGCUGGGCAUACAGUUUAUUUCACUGAGUGCAGAUAAACGUGGUGGAUUACGUCUUUCCCGAAAGCAGCGGCUCCUGACAGUGUGCGCAUGGGGGGAAACAGCCCGAGUCACCUCGAGGAGGGGGACGCCGGAGGAGUGACUUUUGUGAAGGGCAUUCGGCUGUCAGAUAAAGUGAUCCACCGGAUGAAAGAGUCUUCGAACGCCGUUCCCCGGGUCUCACGCGAUGGAUCUCCACAAACGCCAACGCCCACUCCAGUCAAACACUUGAUACCUCAUCUGACGACGACGCCUCCAUUCGUUACACCUCCGUCAGCGGAGCCUUCUCCUGUAAAACGGGCCCCUCCCCCAGCUGUAAAGUUUCACGCCCUGCCUCCUGCCUCUGUGGAGCCUCCGCCUCCACCUGUCGAGCCAAAGGCCCCACUACUAAAUGAGCCUGUUGUCUCAGAUGCUGCUGCACCACCUCCUCCUCCACAAGAAGCCCCACCCACACCUCCAUCAGUGGAACCUCCUCCUGUAAAGUUCCACUCCCUUCCUCCUCUGGUGGAGCCUGAAGCCCCACCAAAAACUCCACUUCUAACCAUCCCUGUUGUAGCAGCCCCUCCUCCAGCUUCUCUACAUGUAGAAACACCUGUGGAGCUGGAAUCGCCUCCUCCUCCUCCACCAGCUGCAGGGGAGCCAGUAGUCCUACCUCCUCCUGAAUUCGUCGUCCCACCUCGCGUGGCGCCAGAAACCCCGUCUACUCCGGCGAUGGCAGAACACGUCUUCAAACCCGUUGUCCUACCUCCACCUGUAGAAUCGUCUGUAGCUCCACCUGAACCGUUAGCUUCACUGCUGCCUUCUGAAACGCCUCCACCUGUUGAACCUGCUGCUGCAACUCCCUCGUUUGAACCUCUUGAAUCUGUUAUAAUAAAGGAGGGAACGGUUCCACCUCCACCCACUGUUGAAUUUACACCAGCUGAACCAAUAACACCAACAUGUCCUCUUGAUUCAGCUCCAGUUGAAGCUCCAGUUGUAACGACGCCAGUGGAGGCGACUCCUGUUGAGCCCGCAGUCAGAGUGUCUCCUGUCCUGGUUUCAGCUGUCCAUCCACCCUCUCCACCUCCUCCAGAGCCGGUGGCAGCACCCUCUCCACCUCCUCCUCCUAUGGAGUCUGUGGCAGCACCCUCUCCACCUCCUCCAGAGCCGGUGGCAGCACCCUCUCCACUUCUAGAGCCGGUGGCAGCACCCUCUCCACCUCCUCCUCCUAUGGAGUCUGUGGCAGCACCCUCUCCACCUCCUCCAGAGCAGGUGGCAGCACCCUCUCCACCUCCUCCAGAGCCGGUGGCAGCACCCUCUCCACUUCUAGAGCCGGUGGCAGCACCCUCUCCUCCUCAUCCAGAGCAGGUGGCAGCACCCUCUCCUCCUCCUCCUAUGGAGUCUGUGGCAGCACCCUCUCCUCCUCCUCCUCCUAUGGAGUCUGUGGCAGCACCCUCUCCUCCUCCAGAGCCGGUGGCAGCACCCUCUCCUCCUCCUCCUAUGGAGUCUGUGGCAGCACCCUCUCCUCCUCCUCCAGAGCCGGUGGCAGCACCCUCUCCUCCUCCUCCUAUGGAGUCUGUGGCAGCACCCUCUCCUCCUCCUCCAGAGCAGGUGGCAGCACCCUCUCCUCCUCCUCCAGAGCCGGUGGCAGCACCCUCUCCUCCUCCUCCAGAGCAGGUGGCAGCACCCUCUCCUCCUCCUCCAGAGCAGGUGGCAGCACCCUCUCCUCCUCCAGAGCAGGUGGCAGCACCCUCUCCUCCUCCUCCAGAGUCUGUGGCAGCACCCUCUCCUCCUCCAGAGCAGGUGGCAGCACCCUCUCCUCCUCCUCCAGAGCAGGUGGCAGCACCCUCUCCUCCUCAGGAGCCGGUGGCAGCACCCUCUCCUCCUCCUGUGGAGCCGGUGGCAGCACCCUCUCCACCUCCUCCAGAGCAGGUGGCAGCACCCUCUCCUCCUCCUGUGGAGCCGGUGGCAGCACCCUCUCCACCACCUCCGAUGCUGAUGGCAGCACCUCCUCCUGUUCCGGAGCUCACUUUUGAGGAGCCGUCCCCACCCUGUCACUGUGUGGAGCUGGCCAUCAUACCCACUGGAGGCGAACCCCUCGUAGAGCAACUGGCACCACCUCCACCCUCUCCACCUCCUCCUGCUGAGUCGCCCACAUUGACUGUGACUCUGCCCCUUGUUGUUGAGGAGGAAGUACCUGUUGUUGUUGUUGUUGAGGACAAAGUCUGUGUUGUUGCCUCGGUAACACCACCUGCAGCAGCUCCACCCGUUCCUCCUGAGGUGGUGGAGGAAGAGUUGAGGCAGAAGAUCAAAGAGGAGAUGCAGAUGAGUCUGGAGGAGGAGAUCGACCAGAAGAGGCAGCAGCUGCAGCGACAGCUGCAAGAGAUGAGGGCUCAGGCUCACGCAGAGGCCCAAGCAGCCGCUCGGGCUCAGGUGGAGGAGCAGGUGAGGAAGACGCUGGAGACGGAGAAGGCGGCGUACGGGGAGAAGCUGACCGACUCCAUCAUGAGGGAGCGGAUGAAGACGAACGACGAGAGGCUGAUGUUGCAGCUCUAUCGGAUGGAGCUGAAGGCUCACCAGCUGGAGGAGAGGGAGAAAGAGUUGAUGAAACGAGACGUUCUCUACAAGAAACACGUCUCCAAACUUGAGGCGAAGUGCUCUGCGUUUUUCAAAGUGACUGCUGAGAGCUUCCAGAAGGGCAAAGAGGACACUCGCAACCGGUUUGCGCGUUUCGACAUCCAGCCGGUGUGUGGUGACCUGCAGAGUCAGAUUCUGAAAUGCUACAAGGAGAACACGGGGAAGACGCUGUCGUGCUCCAGCAUCGCCUCGGCCUACAUGCAGUGUGUCGACAACGCCAAGAAGAAUAAAUUGAGCCCUGGAGGUUGAUGCGGACCACUUGAUGAAGAUGGAAACAAGCAAAUCACGGAAGAAUCGACUCGCGCCUUCACAUACGUCUGGAAAGAGUGCCACAUAACCAGUGUAGUAACUGGUCUGGUACUGGUAAUGUCAUGUUUUCAACCUCUCUGGUUCUUGGGAUCAUCUUAAAACCAAUUGUGCCACAACAAUAGCAGACGGAUCAUUUCAUUUUGUGUGUCUUUGUAAAUGAAGAGAAGCACAGAAAAGGGAAAAGUUGAUCUUUUGAAAAAUAUAUUACGGUGUUUGAGAUAUAUACUGAAUGAAAUCUGUUUUUUUGCUCGUGCGUGUCUUUUGAAAAUUGUGAAAGCUAAUUAACAGAUGCAUGAAAGAACUAUUUAAGAAGAGUGAAGAAUGAGGAGUAACAAAGACCUGUACAUACCUGAGUUUGUUGAUUCUGUUUAUACAUUUUUUUUCUGGGGCAAGUAAAACCAAUCGAUAAGUCUCAAUAAACUUUGUUGUGGAAUCACA
Molecule: messenger RNA, 5949 nt
Organism: Pseudoliparis swirei
Lineage: Eukaryota; Metazoa; Chordata; Actinopteri; Perciformes; Liparidae
Gene: chchd3b
Product: coiled-coil-helix-coiled-coil-helix domain containing 3b
Exons: 9
Coding region: 2638-5451 (937 amino acids)
Biological process (GO): inner mitochondrial membrane organization
Cellular component (GO): MICOS complex
Source: RefSeq, a predicted model, not a curated record